CCGAAGCCUGAGGAGCAUAUGAAAUGAACGAUUCAAAUAAAUAAGUGCAAAAAGAGAUAUAAACGGGAAUUGUGAAAGUGAAGUGCGAAAAUCGAAAUGCGCCAAAGCAAACGCUCCAACGAAUUGUGGAAUCAAUACCAGUACCAGUACCAGAACCGAAACCGAAACCAAAACCGAGACCAAAGUCAAGGAUCCAGCGAAGCAGUCCGUCGUGCGACGAUGGGGCGGAACAAAGGAGUCGCCGCCGGAUCAGGAGCAGUCAACUGUGGCCUGUUGAUGCUCCUACUCCUCCUCCAGCUGGUGGGUGAGCGCCUGGCGACGCCAUCGCCGUCCUCCAUGCAGGCGCCACAGAAACGAGGUGGCAGUGGCAGCGGUGGAGGUAGUGGCGGCGGAGGCGGCGGCGGCGGGGGCGGUGGGAGUGGCAGCUCGUCGGACGUGUCGCGGGACCACUGCAACAAGACGGUGGACAUUUUCGAGGACAUCAGCUCGCCGGAGGUCAGCAACCAGAACGUGGGCCGCCCGCUGACGUGCUGGUACCGCUUUAGAACGCUGAAGGGGGCGCCCCGGGACUUUGUGCUGCGCCUGCGGUUCAAGAAGUUCAAAGUGGGUCAGCUGCUCAAUGCCACCCACUGCGAGGGAGGCUAUUUGCAGAUUGUUGAUGGCAACGCCAAGACGGAUGUCUCCAAUCGCAGGGAGCCCGGAAUGUUCUGCGGGGAGGCGGAGCAGCCUCAGACAUUCAUCAGCGAGACCAGCUACGUGAAGGUGCUCUUCCACACGGACAACUUUACGGAUCAGACCUACUUCACAUUCGAUUCACGCGCCGAACAACAAACCGAAGUCUAUCUGCGAUACGGCCAACAUCCGGAAUUAUAUCCAAAUCGUCGCGGCGAAGUUGUCCAAGGAUCCUACUGCGAACGGGAGUAUCGGGAUUGUCGCCUCCAGACCUGCUAUGUUCAAUCGCCCGCGUAUCCUGGCCUGUAUCCUCGGGCCCUGAAUUGUCGCUAUAAGUUGCACACUCGCCAGCCGUACAUUAAAUUGUAUCUGCAGAACGAACAGUUUGCUGUGGAUGGCCAAAGGUGUGAGAACGUGAUGACCUGUCCGAUCAGGCCGAUUGGAUCUGGUAACGAGCACUGUCCCUACGAUUGGCUGGCGGUCUACGAUGGCCGCGACGAGCACUCGCCGCUGAUAGGGAAGUUCUGCGGCCUGGGCAAGUUCCCGUUCAGCAUUAUUGGCACAUCGCAAUAUAUGUAUGUGGAGUUUGUGACCUCGCCGGCAGGUCCGCUGCUCAACACGGGCUUCCAUUUCAACGUUGGCAACUGGCCAGGACAUGUGGAGACGGCCGGCAUCAAGCACGGCGUCUGCGACUGGCUACUGAGCUCCGACUCGCUCAAGGACAGCAGUGCCAGCGAGGGCAUCUUCCUCAGCAUCGCCCACUGGUAUCCGCCGAACACGUCCUGCAGCUACCACAUCAAAGGACAUGUCGGCGAAAUUGUGCGCCUUUAUUUCCCCAGUUUCCGCAUCAAUCGCAUCGAAUCUCCGAUUUUGAAGUACGAAGGCGACUGCGGGGAAUCCCUGACGAUCUACGACUCAGAUCACGCCGAUCCCGCGCGAAUCAUCAAGACCUUCUGCGAUACCUUCUCGCGACCCAUGGAGAAAGUGGACUUUGUGAGCACCAGUCCCUCGCUGUACGUUCAGUUCGACUCAAAGACGGGCAGCUAUAGUGGCAGCUCACUGUACUACUGGGCGCACUAUGAUUUCUUCAACAACACCCGCUUCGGGGAUCCAGUGCCGAACACUCUGUGCGACGAGGUGAUGUACGCCUGGAAGCAUCCGGGUGGUCGUCUACGAUCGCCCCUGAAUUCCCUGAUUUUCAAGCGAACCGGCGGCAGUGAUGUCCGCUGCCAGUAUAAGUUUGUGACCGACCGCAGGCUGUAUGCCAGAGCAAUAAUCGAGGUGAAUGCGGUGUCCUUCAAGGAACUGCCCUACAACAGCAAUGCCUGCACUCGCUGCCACGAGGAGCGUGUGGAUAAGCUGGUGAUUUGGGAGGAGCGGGACAAGUACCAGAACAACCUGGCCUGCUUUUGCGACAACAUCCCGAGGGCGGUGAGAGUUAUUUCGUCGGCGGACCAGAUGAACCUCGAGAUGAUUGUGCAGGGCCAACAUGCCAUUACGUCCUAUUUCAAGAACCCGAAUCCCCUGUUCGAGGCCACCUAUGAGUUUGCCCAUGGUCCGUUGUGUGGGCCCAUCACCCUGGGACCUUCGCCGGACGGUGAACUGGUCUUUCCGUACAAGAAGGCUUUGGCCAUGGUGUCGGGACCCAUGGCCCCGCCAGAGCACCAUUACCGCCGGGAGAAGUGCAUCUGGGAACUGAAGGUGGCCGCCCAGCGGGACUUGUGGCUGAAUCUGGAGAAAGCCCGCUUCGCGGACCGCAGCUGUGAAAGUGCCAAGAUCGAGGUCUAUUUGGCCGGACGCCUGGAGCCCCGCUUUGUGGUCUGCCCGGAGAACAUAUCGCUGGCCAGGGAUUUGCCCAUACUGACCACAGCGGAACUGGGAGCCACGGGCGCCGAUCAGGAACCCCUGCCCGUGCUCAUCCAAUACACGGGAGAUGGCCAGCCGGGCCGCAACCUCUUCCGGCUGGUUUGGACGGAACUCUUCCACCUGCCCCGCAAUCCUGACGGCAGCUUGGCUGCCUCACUCCUCCAGGAUGGCGGCUGCGAUUUCCGAUGUCCCGGUGACACCGACGUCUGCAUUCCAAAGCACUUGAUCUGCAAUGGCAUAGCCAACUGUCCAAAUGUGACGCACACCUCGACCUUGUCGCAACUUACGCGACAUAUCGAGUGGAAUCUGGAGCAGCUGGGACUACUUCAUCACGCUGGCGAGUACCAGCAGUUGGUGCUGCAUGACGAGUCACCCGAGAUCUGUCUCAAGCACGAUCUCAGCGAGCUGCCAUACGGGAAGUUGGCUUUGAUUACCCUGGGACUGUGUCUCAUGUUCGCCCUGCUUUUCGCGAUUCUCAGACGGAUGUGCAGGAGUUCGUCUAAGCAGCAGGGAAGGCAUCACCUGCAGGAGGAUUACUAAGUAUCACUAAGAGACCAUUUCAGAAUGGUUUCUUUUUGGCACAUUUUUUACUCCAAGAGGAGUUUCUUGUGACUUUAUUUAACCAGCUUUGAGAUAUUCCCAAUUAAAACUAUUAAUUUAUUCUCCUUAAUGUUUUUCUAUGUUUCAUUUCAUAACUGUUUUAUGUAUUUAUUCCAAUAAU
This is a messenger RNA of Drosophila gunungcola (fruit fly), 3259 nucleotides long. RefSeq lists its product as uncharacterized. The record is from RefSeq and is a predicted model, not a curated record. NCBI's taxonomy places the organism in Eukaryota, Metazoa, Arthropoda, Insecta, Diptera, Drosophilidae. Gene Ontology annotation, cellular component: plasma membrane.